CAGACUGUCUCUCUUCGUGCACUGCUGACUCAACUCACGUAUUCCUCAUUGAUCCCCCACCAUGCCGACGUCGCUGCCGUGUCACCAACCUGAGCUGGCGGCGCACCGCAGGACCCUCCCUUUCCGCUCGGACUCGGCCGAGGCGAGCGUCCGCCGUCGCAAUGGAAGCUUCUUCUCUCAUUGCUUCUUCCCGCCACAGCGCGCGCACGUGGCGCGAGGCCUCCAACAUCUCCAACACUGCGAACUUUCUUUCUUUUUCCUCUUCUUUUACUUCUUCGUCCUCCCAUCUCAGCUGCCGCUACCUCUAGUCAGCUCAGCACUAACGUUCCUCUUGCUCCUUCUCCUUCCAUGUACCCCGUUGCCUCGCGUCUGCCGCGUCUGCUCGUCGGCCUCAGCAGCUUCCGCUUACUCCGCUCAGCUGCUCCCGUGCAACCGCACCGCUCACCUACCCAGCAACGCCCGUCGCAUCUGACCCGGCUGGCGCUAUCGUUGCUGCUGCUGCCGUGCAUCAUCUUGCGCGCAGUGGGCGCGAGGUCCGGAAGAGCGCGCAGGCGCCGACGCCCACCGUGGUCUGGCCGCCCGUUUGCUUUUCGUGCCACAGCGCCGGGGGCGUUCGUGAGCGAGAGAGCGAGAGGGCGCGCCCGCCUCCUGCCGUGCACGCCUGCUGCUGCUGCUGCUGCUGCUGCUGCGAUAACGUCGCUCGCUUCCGACCGAUGCUGCGCGCUUGCCGCUACUGUCGCUCUUGCUGCUACUACUGCUGCAGAUACUGCAGACGCAGACGCGUCCGAAGGCAGAUUAGCGAGCAGACAGAGGGUGCCGGGUGCGAUGAUGUCGCUUGCACAACACGAGACUGGUGCAGGGCCUGAGACUUGCAGUAGCAGCAGCAGUAGCAGCGAGUUCGCGUGGCCGAGGAGCGAGAGGGUCCAAUACACGUAUGUAUGUCUUAGUAUGUGCGUGUGCAGACCCUUCCCAAGAUACUACGAAAUUUAAGGUUUCGGUCCCGUUCAGCUCCGGCAAUCCGGUUAUUGCUUCUGUUGCGGCUGCAGAGGGAGCCGAGUCGCGCUGUGUUGGUGCCACGCGAUGGCGUGGUCGUGCCCGCUGCCCGACAGGAAACGGCUCUGCGGCUUUUUGCUCGAGGGUGGCUUGUUCGCGCCGCGCGGGAUGAAGUCAUCGAAGACGUUGUGCUUGCUGCUGCGUCGCAUUCGAGGUUUGUAAGCUAUGUGCUGUAGGAGCUACCUAGGUAACGAGGCUGGUGCUGGUCAGGGAGGUGAGCACCAGUGACGUGGGCUGCGGCAAAGUAGGCUCCCAGUGAACUAGGCGCAGAUGGCACCAGGAAGAAGCUUGAAUACAUGAACACGACACGACAUCACUUAGGCCUCGCCGCUCUAUAGGCUGGAAGACGUCUUGAUCCAGAACAUUGACAAGAGGAUGACGGUGUCUGCUCUUCGUCAAUAACCAUCGACCGCGCGCAAAGAAGCCGUAACUCAGCC
Aplosporella prunicola CBS 121167 is the source of this 1490-nucleotide messenger RNA. RefSeq lists its product as uncharacterized. NCBI's taxonomy places the organism in Eukaryota, Fungi, Ascomycota, Dothideomycetes, Botryosphaeriales, Aplosporellaceae. The record is from RefSeq and is a predicted model, not a curated record. The transcript has a single exon. The coding region runs from base 349 to 990 and encodes 213 amino acids.